Molecule: messenger RNA, 612 nt
Organism: Mucor mucedo
Lineage: Eukaryota; Fungi; Mucoromycota; Mucoromycetes; Mucorales; Mucoraceae
Product: GTP-binding protein ypt1
Exons: 4
Coding region: 1-612 (203 amino acids)
Molecular function (GO): GTP binding; GTPase activity
Source: RefSeq, a predicted model, not a curated record
AUGAAUCCCGAAUACGAUUAUUUGUUUAAACUUUUAUUAAUUGGUGACUCUGGUGUUGGAAAGUCUUGUCUUUUACUCCGUUUUGCUGAUGACACUUACACCGAAAGUUAUAUUUCCACCAUCGGUGUUGACUUUAAAAUCAGAACUAUUGAAUUAGAAGGAAAAACCGUCAAGCUUCAAAUUUGGGAUACUGCGGGUCAAGAACGUUUCCGUACAAUCACUUCUUCCUAUUACCGUGGUGCCCAUGGCAUCAUCGUUGUCUAUGAUGUCACAGACGAGGAUUCUUUCAAUAAUGUUAAACAAUGGUUACAAGAAAUUGAUCGAUAUGCAGCUGAAGGUGUGAAUAAGUUAUUAGUCGGUAACAAGAGUGAUUUGGUCGACAAAAAAGUAGUUGAUACCGAACAAGCAAAGGAAUUUUCUGAAUCAUUAAAGAUACCACUUUUGGAAACCUCUGCCAAGGAUGCCACUAACGUCGAACAAGCUUUCUUGACCAUGGCUAAGCAAAUUAAGGAUAGAAUGGGUUCUACCAUGCAACAAACACAAACCAAAUCCACCGUCAAGGUCGGCCAAGGUGCUGCUCUUGAGCCUAAGCAAUCUGGUGGUUGUUGUUAA